Messenger RNA from Closterium sp. Yama58-4, 237 nucleotides. The record is from the annotation of a GenBank genome assembly. Lineage: Eukaryota; Viridiplantae; Streptophyta; Zygnematophyceae; Desmidiales; Closteriaceae.
CUGCCACUGACAGCACCACAGGACAUCUCCGCGUUGCAAUGCUUGAACCUCUCCUGCUGCUCCUCACCCUCCUCCCCGCCACUGCUCGUGCCCUCCUUCUCCCUGGCCGCCCUUCCGCGCCUCACAGAGCUGCACCUCAGGGGAAAUCGCCUCACUGCCUUUCCUGGAGGCUUUGAAUCUCUCCUCUCCCUGCGAGUUCUCAACCUCUCCCAGAAUCAAAUUGAAUCCAUACCCGUU